ACUACCAAACGGGCAACAGCCAAUCUCAUGGAAAAUAGUGUGUUCUUCUUCUGAAUUAACAUGAAUGGAUUAGCUGGGGUUGAGUAACGACACAUACAGAGUACAUGAUAAUUUAAACAAGUGCUGAGAAACCUUCCUACUGAACUACUUUUGCAGCAAAGGACAGUUGAAUCCGUUGCAAAAGAGUUCUCUUUUCUGGACUCUGUAAAUUGACACUGUUUUGAUUACACCAUGGAUGACAUGGAUGAUCCUAUGGCUAUUGCCUCGCCCAUGGGGACAAAUGGUGGGUACACCAAUGGGUACGACAUUGGACCAGCUCAGGGGUGGAGUCACCCCGGAGGAGGAGGAAAGAUGGUAAAUUUAUCCAUGGACGAUGAUGUUGUAGACCCCAUUGCGGCCAGUAUGGAACUGCCAGAUAGCAGAUACAAUUCCCAAUCACAGAGACAGCAGUCACCGGUGCCCUCCUACCAAUCUGAUCCAUAUGAUCAGAGAUCAGACGCCAACCAACAGCAUCGCCAACCUAGCUAUUCUCCAUACCCCGCAUCAAACGAACCAUCAUGGGAAUGGCAGUAUGGAUCAGUCAGGCUGAACAGAAAUCCAACUUGUGGCUUUGGUUUGGCAGUGAUCGGGGGCAUCGACAACCCAACAAAUGCUGGGGAAAUUUCCAUCAUUGUGAAAGACAUUCUGCCAAAUGGACCAGCUGACGUCAGACUCAAGAAAAACGACAGACUGCUGAAGGUUAAUGGAAUUAGUAUGGAGAAUGUGGAACACGCUGUUGCAGUUGGAGCUCUUCGCAGUGCAGGAGAUACUGUGGUCAUUGAAUACAGACGGAAGACCCAGGCCCAAGCGCCCAUCACUAAAGCCCAGACACUGCCGGCGUACUCCCAGCCGCCCCACUUCGACACCACUGAUAAUACCGGCUCUUACUACACGCCCCCGAGCCAGAGGUCAGCCUCUCAGCCGCCGAGCCGCCGGAUGGGUUCACAGCUGUCUCUGACCAACUCCCAGGGCCGCUCGGCUGCACAGAGGGAGUACAUCACGUUAAACAAGACGCGCAACGAGGGCUUCGGGAUGCAACUGGGAUGGAAACUGUUUGUGCAGGGGAUGAGCGAGUACGGUGUGGCUUCCAAUCAGGGGCUCCAGAAAGGGGAUACAAUUGUCAAGAUCAACAAUUGUCCCGUGGAAACUCUCAGCCUCUCCGACGCUAAGAGGAUCAUCCAGACAUCUGGGAACGCCCUCAACCUCGAGAUCAUCCGCGAGCCUCAAGCGCCACAAUUCUCCACACCAGCUUACGCCUCGCGGAGCGUGGACCGUCUGGAUCGGAUGUCCCUGGGCAGAGGGGAGGAGCAGCAGCCCCCACUGCAGAGAGGUUAUACUGACCCCCAGCUGCAGUCGCAGGCUCCUACUCUGACCAAUCAGAUGCUCCAAGAGCAGGAUGACGAUCCACUGCACAGCGCUCUACCACCAAGACCUCCACUACCCAGAGGAGAGCGACAACCACAAACCUUCUCAAUGCCGCCACCCCGGCCUCCAAGCCCAGGGAAGACAGAGUUUAUGGGAAUAUCGGACGAGGUAGUCGAAGGGGAAGAGCGCACCGUGUCGUUCAUUAAGGGCAAGAGUGUAGGGCUUCAGGUGAUCGGAGGUAACGAUUCGGGGGUGUACGUUGGGCGCAUACAGCCCGGUAGUAACGCCGCUUACGCCGCGUCGUACAACGGAGAGAGAAUACAUGUUGGCGACCGCAUUGUUGAGGUUAACGGAAUGAAUCUUCUCGGUAAGACAAAGGAAGAAGUCAUCCUUCUACUUCUUGGAGUCCUCAACGAAGUCAAACUUGUCUUGAGAGAGAGUUCGGCUUUUAAGGCUGUCCUUCAUGGAGGAAUCGGAGAUCGUUUCUUCAUUCGUGCCCACUUCGUGUACGAAGCCCCGACCCCAGAUGAGAUGGGCUUCACCAAGGGAACCGUCUUCCGUGUUGUGGACACCAUGCCAGAAGGGGUCAUGGGUCACUGGUUUGUGCUCCGUCUGGACCGAGCCAACACACCUGUGGAGAGGGGUAUUAUCCCAAAUGAUAACAGAGCGAGUCAAUUAAACCUGGCUCAUCAGAACAAAGAAGCCCAAGCUCUGAAACCGGUUUCCUACGAUGGGCGUAAAGGGAAGUUUAAGAGGCUAGGCAUGAGGGCCAGCAUGAGGUCCAAGUCCAUGAUAAAGGACCAGUGGGACGAAAUCAUAUUUGGUGGUCGAGUCUUAAAGUUUCCGGCCUACGAGCGUGUGGUUCUCAGAGAAGUUGGUUUUGCUCGUCCAGUGGUGAUCUUUGGUGCUGUGUCUGAUCUGGUCCGUGAGCGACUCCUCAGAGAGAUGCCUGAUAAAUUUGAAACUCCACUGAUGAACCACACUUUGGAUAGUAGACCUGGCGAGCCGAUGCACGUCAACCCACAGGGAUCCAUCAAACUGCAUGCAAUCAAGGACAUCAUGGAUAAGGGCAAACACUGUCUGCUUGACGUCACCCCAAAUGCCGUGGAGCAACUGAACUACGCCCAGUGUUACCCCAUCGUCAUUUUCCUGAACGCCGAGAGCCGUGCCCAUGUCAAAGCGAUCCGAGGACAGUUCCUUGGGGAGGGGGUGGAGAACAAAGGGUCUCGCAAACACUACCAGACGGCAAAGAAAAUGAAGAAGUUUUACUCCUAUGUUUUCACAGCCAUGAUACCGGUUAACCCAGAUAGUAUGUGGUACAGUCAGAUUAAAGAGGCAGUCCACAUCCAACAGAAUAAGAAGAUCUGGAUCUCAGAGGCAAAGAUCGGGGAAGACCUUGACGAAGACACAACACUGAACGUGAUUGGUCAGCUGACCCUCCCACCUGACUACGAGAGCGACGCGGAGUCCGUCUUCACUAAUGACUCCAGAUCAGUGGCCAAUGACAGCAUGGUGGAAUCUGACUUUGAGCCUGUGUCGCCCACCGAUACGUACAAGGACGACAGCUAUAACUUCCCCGAGGAAACUUUUGAGAAGAAGGAGGAGUUACCUGUUUUAGCAGUGGGCCCUCCGACCAGAGAAUACUCUUCAGAUGAGGAAGUAGAAGUCAAGCCUGUAAUUCGAAGCAGUCGUCCCCGCCACAAGAAACGAGCGGACAAACAACGCUCGGAGCCAAGACCUUCCAGCAAAGAGCGUGGCCUCUUGGGUCGUUUCCCAUCGCUCAGCCGCUCGGAGUCUCGCGGACGCCAGUCGGAUUUCGACGACGAAGACCUGGACGAUUCGAGCAAUGCCAAUAAGUACAAUGUCGACUCGCGGUCCAAAUACUCGGACCGUUUGGAGAAGACGUGGACGCCGACAGAGCGUCCAUCGCGCCGGGAGCACAUGAGGCGACGCGAGGUGAUUGAGAAGGAGAAAGAAGCGAAGGAAGAGGAGGCAAAGAUGAGGGCGGAGAAAAUUAACGCAGCCUCGUCGCAGCCAGGUAGUGCUCGCCCUGCACCCGCACCAGGGGCUGUUAAGCUACCUCAACUUGAUGCUCCACCACAGCGAGGCCAGCGACCGGUAACGGCUCCCAAGCCAAUAGUGGCUGCCAAGCCGGUAGUCGCCCGACCAACCACGGUUCCCCCUGCCGCUCCUCAAGCUAAACCCAGAGUUCCUCCUAAAGAAACCACCUUUGGGGUGAAAGAGACAACGUUUGGGGUUGAGGAGGACGUCGUCACAGAAACAAGCCCUCCACCUAUUCCUGAGAAACCAAGGAUGGAGACUACAUUUGGUGGAGAAAGUGACCUCCAAUGGGGUAUAGAAUUUGAUAGUCCAAACCUGAUGGAGGAGCCGGUCCUUCGUGCUGCUCCUCCUGCCCCAAAGCCAAAGCACGUUACAGAACCAGUCUAUGCACAAGUGCAGAAGGAUCGUCCAGAACCCCCAGCUAGAUCGGAGCCCCCUCCAAGACCAGAACCCCCUCGAAGUCUGGACCCCCCUCGAAGUCUGGACCCCCCUGAGUAUUCCCGCCCAACGAAUGGACUGUCAUUUUCUGAUGACGCAGCCCCCUCUUGGCAGGUCGAACCUGAUAUCAUCGCACCACGCCCUGUAGAGUUUCAGGAGAGUGCCCCGCCUUCCUGGAUGGUGGAGUCCCCAUAUGCCCAGGUUGACAGCGGGAUCGACAGACCAAGCCCCGAGGAGCCGCCACCAGAGUUUAAACGCCCCGAACCAAAGAUGGUGAGCAUCAAGUCCAACUAUGUGGAGUCUCACACGGUGACGCAAAUGGGUCGCCUUGAUGACUGGGACCAGUCCGGGGAGAGAGACCCGCCUCUGAUCAUGGCCCAGCCCCAGAGCACAGACUAUUCAGAACCACCCUCUAACAGUGACUUCAGGAAGCAAAUGAAAGAUGCGUACACCAAGCUGCAGAAGGUCCAGGUGCGGGAGAGCCCUCGAGGGUGGGAGCACCCCCAGGGAAGGAACAGCCCUACUGUGGAACUGACUCGGGUAGCGCAGACCGAGGAAGCACCCCCAAGAUGGGAAGAGCCCAGGCAAGAGGUUCCAAGUCGGGAGCCACCCAACGGGUUGUCUGACUCUGGUACAUCAGACACGGACAAGUACAGCAACAUUUCUGAAGGGAAGCCAGACCCAGCUCCCAGAGCGGCUCCUUACGACCGGCAGUCCUACAAGGAGUACAGGGAGGCCUUCUUCAAGAGAUCCAAGUCACCUGGAAGGCAGUACCAGGAGAACCUUUAUGCACCCAAGGGAUGGAACAGCAGGAAGAAGGACAACAACAAUGCUGCGUCCUUCUGGUCAAUCCCUAUCAGCGAGGACAGCCUAAAUGCUGACGAGGGACACGAAGUGCUGGACACAGUCAGGGGUUUCUUUGACUGCACCGGAGGGGUGCUGUCCUCGACAAGUACAGGGGUGAGCAUCGUCAUCCCCAAGGGUGCCCUCCCCGAGGGCGGCAGGCAGGAAAUCCUCUUCAAGGUCUGUCAGGACACCAACAUGCUACCCCCGCUGGACAAGGAUAAAGGUGAGGAUCUCUGCCCAGUUACUACAGAUAAACCAAACGGUUUAGAGGCUGGAAUCUAUUUAGGCGAGACACUCCUUAGCCCCGUGGUCAUCUGUAAGCCCCACGGUCUGAAGUUUCUCAAGCCGGUGGAGCUGCGUCUCCCGCACUGUGCUUCCAUGACACCUGAUGGUUGGUCCUUCAACCUCAAGUCCAGCGACGCUGGAACUGGCAACACUCCCUCUCAGUGGCAGAACAUGGUCAUACCAGGCGGUGAGGAAGGCCAGUGCCAAGUCAACGCUAACAGCGUCUCCAUUCUUGUCGACCACUUCUAAUAUAUAUGCACCCACGAUUUAGUUAAUCACGCAAGUUGUCUUUAGUAGCUGUAAACGUUCAUUUGUUGUUCAUGGACAGUUGUUCUAGUGACAUGUGAAGCAAUAGUGCAACUGAUUACAGUCAUGUUUAAAUCUCUUGGGGGAAUUUGGAUCCUGGUGUAAGUUUGUCAACGUAAUGCUGUAUUAUAGGCAAAAUGUUAUGAUACAUGUAGAUACACAAAUGUCACCAGUGAAACUUUCACUUUGGCUGUCAUGGACUUCUUAACAUUAUUACAUUAGAGUUUGAAGUUUUUACUGAAGCAGUGAAUAUUCAUCUGUAAAUAGUUUCAAUUUAGGUUUGUUAUUUUUUUUUUUUCAAAAGGGCAUGCAAAACUCAGGGGUUUUUUUUGUGAACAAAAUUUCAUUUGGUUGACUUUUUGUGUUAAAAAAUAAAUAAAAAAAGACCCUAAAAAAAAACUGGACAUUUUCUAUUUAACUUUGAUCAAAUUUGAACAUACAUUUGUACCAAAAAAAAAGGUUCUUCGUGAUUAAAAUCUUUUUGAGCUUCGCGGUAAAGUUACCUGGACCCAAUUUCAUGGCUCUGCUUACCAGAAGCAAAGAAUCUGUGCUUACAGAAGGAGGGAAUUCCGCGCUUACAGAAGCAGGGAAUUCCGCGCUUACAGAAGCAGGGAAUUCUGCGCUUACAGAAGCAGGGAA
This is a messenger RNA of Asterias rubens (European starfish), 5979 nucleotides long. Its product is annotated as tight junction protein ZO-1-like. The coding region runs from base 232 to 5283 and encodes 1683 amino acids. NCBI's taxonomy places the organism in Eukaryota, Metazoa, Echinodermata, Asteroidea, Forcipulatida, Asteriidae. Gene Ontology annotation, molecular function: cell adhesion molecule binding. Gene Ontology annotation, biological process: protein localization to cell-cell junction; cell-cell junction organization; cell-cell adhesion. The record is from RefSeq and is a predicted model, not a curated record. Gene Ontology annotation, cellular component: plasma membrane; bicellular tight junction. The transcript is spliced from 25 exons.